UUUCCCAUGUGAAGUCUGCGUGCGAAGGAGGGGCAACUGUGCAGGAACAAUAAACGUCUCAGCUCCGGAACUCGCUCUAUAACUUCUGAGCUUCAGAAUCGAAACUCCAAUACAAUUUUAGUCUGCAAGCAGUGAUAUCAUAUUUUAAUGGAAGUGCAGUGCCAUUGAUUGAACAAAUAACAGACAUAAUGUCGCUCGCUAAGGACCUAAUGCACCCUACUUUGAAGGCUGAGAGGCAAAGACACAAGAAGAAGAGACUGGUUCAAAGUCCCAACUCCUACUUCAUGGAUGUAAAAUGCCCAGGCUGCUAUAGGAUCACUACAGUGUUCAGUCAUGCCCAGAGAGUGGUGCCGUGUGGCGGAUGCUCCUUUGUCUUGUGCCAGCCCAGAGGAGGGAAAUGCCGCCUCACUGAAGGUUGCUCGUUUAGAAGAAAGCAACACUGAGUGUCCUGUCAAAAGUCAAAUUUGGGCCGUCUGUCACUUUAAUUUUAAAUUAAGCUAUACUUCUAAAUUUUGUUGAAUGUAAUGGGGAUAUUCAGCACAGCGCUUUUUUCUUAUAAAAUCUCUCUUGCAAAAUAUACAUAUAUAUAUAUAUAUAAAGUGAUCAGCUACAAUAUUGUCUUCCUUUCAUAUUAAUUAGGAAUAAUAUAUAAUAUGUUGAUUACAUUCUGCUUUUGUAUAUCUAUGUGAUGUGUAUUUGUCUUUCAAAAAAAUAAAUGUCUUGAACCAG
Molecule: messenger RNA, 729 nt
Organism: Esox lucius (northern pike)
Lineage: Eukaryota; Metazoa; Chordata; Actinopteri; Esociformes; Esocidae
Product: 40S ribosomal protein S27-like
Exons: 4
Coding region: 189-443 (84 amino acids)
Biological process (GO): translation; ribosomal small subunit assembly
Cellular component (GO): ribosome; cytosolic small ribosomal subunit
Molecular function (GO): RNA binding; structural constituent of ribosome
Source: RefSeq, a predicted model, not a curated record